Vanderwaltozyma polyspora DSM 70294 is the source of this 498-nucleotide messenger RNA. It is a transcript of the gene RCN2, whose product is annotated as Rcn2p. Bases 1 to 498 code for a protein of 165 amino acids. NCBI's taxonomy places the organism in Eukaryota, Fungi, Ascomycota, Saccharomycetes, Saccharomycetales, Saccharomycetaceae. The record is from RefSeq and is a predicted model, not a curated record. The transcript has a single exon.
AUGCAAUCAAAGAUUAUUAUUUCAAACAUUCACAAUAUUGAUUUCGAACAAUUUUCAAAUUCAAUUUAUGAUUAUUUAUUUAAACAAAACCUACCAGAUGCAUCAUCUUCUUUAGAGCAUUUUACAAAUUUACCUUUCUUUAAUAGAAUCAUAAUUAUUUUUGAUGAUAAUCAUUAUACUCAAUCGAUACAUUCUUUAAUAAUUGCUUAUUUAAGAAGUUCGCCUAUUUUACAAAAUCUAAACGUCUCAAUUUCAAAUAAUCUUCACAAUCAAGAUAGGGUACCUAUAUUAUCAAAAAUUGAUACUUCUCCAAAAUUAGUUUUCCAUAAUGAUAUAGAAUCUCCUACUUUAUUACAAUUUCAAGGUCCAGAUGGAUUUUCAUUUCAUAAUUAUAUGGAACCAAAAGUUAUUAAGACUCAUUUCACCAAAGACAAUAAUGAAAUAUUAUUGGAAAAAAAUACUACAUUAUGUCCAAAGAUAACACUAUCAAACUUUUGA